AUCUCCAUAGCAAUGCCAUAGCAACGAGGAAGGUGGUUGGCUGAGAAGCGUAACCACCCCGAAACAGAGGGUAUAUAGGAAUGUUGAAUUCGCUAUUAUACAAGAUUUCGUACUUCUGAACCACAAAAAAGACCUCUGAUCUGCUUGGACUGAAAGAACAUUUUCAGCUCUCCAAAUAGAACCUGAUUCGACGAACAAGAGACUUUUCUCCCAUUUCUGAUCUCCCCCUGCAACAACAGCAAAAGAGGAGCAAGACUUCCUGUCCACCCGAGGAACCAGGGCGUUGGCCGCUCAGGCCUCGGCUCGCAGCUGCCACCACUUCUCCUUUAGGGCUCCCAUUUUCUGCUGACGCACCCGAAGCCUGGAUGUGAUUACCGGACCCGGUGAUCCAUCUGGCUUCCUCCAAAUUUCAGAAGACUCCUUUUUUGGACAUUUUUGGCCUUUUUCCCUUUUUGGAAAGCUCGCUUCGGUUCCCCCCCUUUUUGGGGUAUUUUUCAGGUUUUAUCUCGUUUUUCCAUCGUCCAUAUUUUAUUUGACACUUUUCCCCUUUUCUGUUUUUUUGUGGUUUUCAGUUUACCGUGUUUUAUUUCAUGAUUUUUCCCCUUUUUCGGGGUAGUCUGUUUUUCAGGUUUUAUUUGCUACUUUCUCCCUUUUUUGGGACCUUGCGGUUUUCGGUUUACCGAUUUUUAUUUUGAAUUUUUCCGAUUUUCGGAACCGAUUCGAGCUCUCCUCGUUUUGGGAACAUUCCCCGAAGAACCUUGCAGAGUAACCAGGUCAGUUGCGUGUAGGGAAUAUGGCAGGUGUUAAGAAAGCAGUCCCCACCUUUUCGGUGGAAAAGACUACUGAGAGAAUGGCUAGGGACCCCAGUUUCGGGGCCAUUGAGACCAAAGACGGAAGAAAAGCAUCUAUGCCUGAGGUAGGACAGCCAGACUAUUAUGUGCCAGAUGCCUGGAAGAGCGAACCAGACAAAGAAAUGACUUUAAAAGUUAAGGCAAGCUGUGGUGAGUGGGCUCAUUUUCUGAUGGCUCCCUCCUACGACUCCCUUAUGGCAGAUAAAACUUUGACUAGUAACUUUCGAGCAUCCUUUUUGGCCGAUACAUAUGAUUUUAUGUUUAGAAGGUUUAAGAAGGCAGCAUACAAAGCGGCUAAAGAACUAGAGGCGAAGGGACAGGAGCUAUCGGUUAGCGAGGAAGAAGAAGAAGUUGAUCCUCCACAAGUCACUAAACCUCCCCCUCAGACCCGUCCUGCUCUGGUGCGCAGUACCUCCCUGCCUGAUGCUUUGGUAGGGUAUUAUGAAUUAAAAAAGGUGAAAAGCGUGGUGCCGGCUAGGGCCAACGACCAAGAUGUGCAAGAAUAUCUGAAAAGUAGCUGGGCUUUGGUCAAAUGUGUUACGUGCAACGAUGAAGCGCGAAGACUGUGGCUUAUUUGUACCACCGGCCAAGAACUGGGCGCAGAGGCCACGGCCGAAGAGCACUAUCGGCGAAUGGUGAUAGAAGGGCCCGAUGACGAAGAGUCCAAGUUAGAUUUGGCAAGAAAGCACCUCAAGAAAGGACAACCACUGAAGCAAGUUUGGUACAUUCUAAAGAAAUCAGUUCCGGUGGCCCAGUCGGUGAAGACUCUCCGAAGACUAACCAAGGGGAUGAGGGAUGAGAUGGACUUUGUGACAAUGGAUCCCAGUACCACCACAUGUGAGCAAAUGGACGAGGUGGUACGUGUAUGGGACAUUAAGCGGCACUAUCAAAAAAAGAAGCGAGCUGAGCGGCGUAAAAGGGGCCACAAGCGACAGAAAAGUAACACCAGUGACAUCGAGAGCUUCCACGCCCUCCAGGACUGGAGCGGAUCAAAAUUACGGUCCGCCGAGGGGGCCUUCUGUCCUAGGUCUCCUCGGGUUUGCUCCCGUUUUGACGCUGACGACAAGGGGGAGCCCUUGGUGUAGCUAGAUGGCGCUCCAAUCCCGCCGGCCCCCCCUGUCAAACCCCAAAUUUGUUAGGAACACAUUGGCUGAUCCCCCUACCUAUUCCCCCCGCUUUAGGGGCUGAAAGCAAGGCUGAACCGUAGGGCCCAGUGUAGACCUGGUGUAUAAUGAAGGCCAGGAAUAUAAUCACUUAUAUAAUUCUGAGUGUAAUCCACGAUAGUAAUCACAACUAGUGAUCAUGUAUAAUAAUCAUGGAGGUUAAACAUUGAAGUGCAAGUGUAGAAUUAUGUGUGUGUCUGUGACAAAGAGAACACUUUGAGGAACUUGGAUCGGAAACACUGAGCAGCAAGAGUCUGGAACCUUCCAGUUUCUGCCGGUUUGAGCAUAGCAACAAGUAUAGUUGGGCAGAGGUCACAUGGACAAUAACCAAUGUAUUGUUAAGAAUAAUGUGAUGUGUUGUAUCCCCAUAGCAACGAGGAAGGUGGUUGGCUGAGAAGCGUAACCACCCCGAAACAGAGGGUAUAUAGGAAUGUUGAAUUCGCUAUUAUACAAGAUUUCGUACUUCUGAACCACAAAAAAGACCUCUGAUCUGCUUGGACUGAAAGAACAUUUCCAGCUCUCCAAAUAGAACCUGAUUCGACGAACAAGAGACUUUUCUCCAUCUCUCAUCUCUCCCUGCAAUAACAGCAAAAGAGGAACAAGACUUCCUGUCCACCCGAGGAACCAGGGCGUUGGCCGCUUGGGCCUCGGCUCGCGGCCGCCACCACUUCUCCUUUAGGGCUCCCAUUUUCUGCUGACACAGCCGAAGCCUGGAUGUGAUCGCCGGGCCGGGUGAUCCAUCUGGCUUCCUCCAAAUUUCAGAAGACCCCUUUUUUGGACAUUUUUGGCCUUUUUCCGUUUUUGGGAAAGCUCGCUUAGAUUCCCCCCCCCCUUUUUGGGGUAUUUUUCGGGUUUUAUCUCUUUUUUCCAUCUUCCGUAUUUUUAAAAAAUACUUUUCCCCUUUUAUGGGGUUUUUGUGGUUUUCAGUUUACCGUGUUUUAUUUAAUGAUUUUUUUCCACCCCCCUUUUUUGGGGUAGUCUGUUUUUCGGGUUUUAUUUGAUACUUUCUCCCUUUUUUGGGACCUUGCGGUUUUCGGUUUACCGACUUUUAUUUCGAAUUUUUCCGAUUUUUUGAACCGUCUCGAGCUCUCCUCUUUUUGGGAACAUCCCCCGGCAUCCCCCGAAGAACCUUGCACACUCCACGGUCCUCGGAUGUUGUCCCUGUCUCCGUCCUCAGAAGAGUGUGACGUUGUGUCGUCACCAUCCGAUAGCGGCGCGAGGAGGUCGUCCGCUUCGAUCUUCACAGAGACACCAGUCAAGUGCAACUUAGUGAGAUCUUGAACAUGUGAGGGCUGUGGAUCCUCCUGCUUCAAAGUGGCGCUCCCCACCUGCAGUUGAGAGAGACGGUCAUCUCGACGGCCAAUCAACUGCUGGACGUCUGCAGGACACAAACAAAACAAACACACUUUACGUCAAAUAUUACAAACCCCGUUUCCAUAUGAGUUGGGAAAUUGUGUUAAAAUGAACAGACUAACUCCAUCCAUUUUUUGCAUGAUUUGCAAAUCCUUUUCAACCCAUAUUCAGUUGAAUAUGCUACAAAGACAACAUAUUUGAUGUUCAAACUGUUAAACAUUUUUCUUUUUGCAAAAAAAUCAUUAACUUUAGAAUUUGAUGCCAGCAACACGUGACAAAGAAGUUGGGAAAGGUGGCAAUAAAUACUGAUAAAGUUGAGGAAUGCUCAUCAAACACUUAUUUGGAACAUCCCACAGGUGUGCAGGCUAAUUGGGAGCAGGUGGGUGCCAUGAUUGGGUAUAAAAACAGCUUCCCAAAAAAAUGCUCAGUCUUUCACAAGAAAGGAUGGGGCGAGGUACACCCCUUUGUCCACAACUGCGUGAGCAAAUAGUCAAACAGUUUAAGAACAACCUUUCUCAAAGUGCAAUUGCAAGAAAUUUAGGGAUUUCAACAUCUACGCUCCAUAAUAUCAUCAAAAGGUUCAGAGAAUCUGGAGAAAUCACUCCACGUAAGCGGCAUGGCCGGAAACCAGCAUUGAAUGACCGUGACCUUCCAUCCCUCAGACGGCACUGUAUCAAAAACCGACAUCAAUCUCUAAAGGAUAUCACCACAAGGGCUCAGGAACACUUCAGAAAACCACUGUCACUAAAUACAGUUUGUCGCUACAUCUAUAAGUGCAAGUUAAAGCUCUAGUAUGCAAAGCGAAAGCCAUUUAUCAACAACAUCCAGAAACGCCGCCAGCUUCUCUGGGCCCGAGAUCAUCUAAGAUGGACUGAUGCAAAGUGGAAAAGUGUUCUGUAAUCUGACGAGUCCACAUUUCAAAUUGUUUUUGGAAAUAUUCGACAUCGUGUCAUCCGGACCAAAGAGGAAGCGAACCAUCCAGACUGUUAUCGACGCAAAGUUGAAAAGCCAGCAUGUGUGAUGGUAUGGGGGUGCAUUAGUGCCCAAGGCAUGAGUAACUUACACAUCUGUGAAGGCACCAUUAAUGCUGAAAGGUACAAACAAGUUUUGGAACAACAUAUGCUGCCAUCUAAGCGCCGUCUUUUUCAUGGACGCCCCUGCUUAUUUCAGCAAGACAAUGCCAAGCUACAUUCAGCAUGUGUUACAACAGUGUGGCUUCGUAAAAAAAGAGUGGGGGUACUUUCCUGGCCCGCCUGCAGUCCAGACCUGUCUCCCAUGGAAAAUGUGUGGCGCAUUAUUAAGUGUAAAAUAGGACAGCGGAGACCCCGGACUGUUGAAGGACUGAAGCUCUACAUAAAAGAAGAAUGGGAAAGAAUUCCACUUUCAAAGCUUCAACAAUUAGUUUCCUCAGUUCCCAAACGUUUAUUGAGAGUUGUUAAAAGAAAAGGUGAUGUAACACAGUGGUGAACAUGCCCUUUCCCAACUACUUUGGCACGUGUUGCAGCCAUGAAAUUCUCAGUUAAUUAUUAUUUGAAAAAAAAAAGGAAAUGUAUGAGUUUGAACAUCAAAUAUGUUGUCUUUGUAGUGCAUUCAACGGAAUAUGGGUUGAAAAGGAUUUGCAAAUCAUUGUAUUCUGUUUAUAUUUACAUCGAACACAAUUUCUUGUGCAGCCGAGUAGUCAUGUUGGCAUUUUUUUUUCCAUAACUUAAGUUGAUUUAUUUUGGAAAACCUUGUUACAUUGUUUAAUGCAUCCAGCGGCGCAUCACAACAAAAUUAGGCAUAAUAAUAAUGUGUUCAUUCCCCGACUGUAUAUAUCGAUAUCGGUUGAUAUCGGAAUCGGUAAUUAAGAGUUGGACAAUAUCGGGGGGAAAAAAGCCAUUAUCGGACAUCUCUAGUUGUAGUUUUAGAAACUGUAGACUACAUUGAAGCUGCACUUUACUUUAUUAAUAAUAUUUAUUUGAAAAAAAUAAUUUAAUUUAUAUGCUACAUGUUAUCCAUCCAUCCAUUUUCUACCGCUUAUUCCCUUUUGGGGUCGCGGGGGGUGCUGGUGCCUAUCUCAGCUACAAUCGGGCAGAAGGCGGGGUACACCCUGGACAAGUCGCCACCUCAUCGCAGGGCGCUACAUGUUAUGUUCCUUUAAAAUAGAUAGUUAUAACUGAUUUUUUUAUCUUCUUUUCAAUAAAAACAUUUCAAAAAAGCAUAUUUUAGAGCUGUAAGUAUACAAUCAUUUAUUAUGAAUAACUUAAGAAUUGUAUUAGGAUGUUCUUAUGGCUUGUGCAGCCCUUUGAGACACUUGUGAUUUAGGGCUAUAUAAAUAAACAUUGAUUGAUUGAUUGAAAGAAUGGGCUGGUAAAUAUCCAACACUUUGCGGGUGUUGUUGAUAUUUACCAGCCCAUUCGUUAUGUUGUUCAUAAUUGACUAAAUGAUAUCUGGAUGUUGUGCUUACUUGGACUGUGAUGAAGCUGUGAGGACUCAGGUGGUUUCUCCUCAUGGUCUUCGGUCUUCACAGAGACAACAGUCAGUGGAAACUUGGUGAGAUCAGCCUCCUCCUGUCCAAGAAGACACUCUUCCUCCUGAGUGAUCCAGAGCUCCUCCUCUUCCUCUUUAAUGUGGGGGGGCUGCUGGACAUCUGUUGGAUGAAUAAGUAAAAUUAAGAUAGAACACAAGUAGUUAUUUACUGACGCUGUUAACGCAAUGAGAUUAUUUGCAGUUAUAAGUACAGUCCUGGUCAAAAGUUUACAUACACUUGUAAAUAAAAUGAUGUCAUGGC
Nerophis ophidion (straightnose pipefish) is the source of this 6137-nucleotide messenger RNA. RefSeq lists its product as uncharacterized. Lineage: Eukaryota; Metazoa; Chordata; Actinopteri; Syngnathiformes; Syngnathidae. Bases 794 to 1936 code for a protein of 380 amino acids. The transcript has 2 exons. The record is from RefSeq and is a predicted model, not a curated record.